Molecule: messenger RNA, 936 nt
Organism: Loxodonta africana (African savanna elephant)
Lineage: Eukaryota; Metazoa; Chordata; Mammalia; Proboscidea; Elephantidae
Product: olfactory receptor 10AG1-like
Exons: 1
Coding region: 31-936 (301 amino acids)
Biological process (GO): detection of chemical stimulus involved in sensory perception of smell; G protein-coupled receptor signaling pathway
Cellular component (GO): plasma membrane
Molecular function (GO): olfactory receptor activity; G protein-coupled receptor activity
Source: RefSeq, a predicted model, not a curated record
AAAGCAGAAGAAUCUGAUAACACUACAAUUAUGGAGUUUGUUCUUGUGGGGUUUUCUGAUGUACCCAAUUUACAGUGGAUUCUCUUCGGGAUAUUUUUAGCCAUAUAUCUGAUCAUUUUGUUGGGCAAUAGCAUCAUAAUACUGAUAACAAGAAUUGACCCCACUCUCCAGAACCCCAUGUAUUUUUUCCUUGGCAAUUUUUCCUUCUUAGAAAUAUGUUAUGUAACAACCACCGUCCCAAGAAUGCACAGGGAUAUUUGGACCCAGAAAGGAAAUAUUCCUUUUUUGGCCUGUGCUACUCAAAUGUCUUUUGUUCUUAUAUUUGGAGGCACAGAGUGUUUGCUCCUGAGAGUGAUGGCCUAUGACCACUAUGUGGCCAUUUGUAACUCCCUGCACUAUCCUAUAGUCAUGAACCACAGGGUCUGUAUCCAGCUGGUGGCUGGCUCCUGGAUCAGUGGAAUUCCAGUCGAAAUUGGGCAAACAUGCCAGAUUUUCUCUCUGUCCUUUUGUGGGUCUAACACAAUUAACCAUUUCUUCUGUGACAUCCCCCCAAUACUCAAGCUUGCUUGUGGAAACACAAUUGUGAAUGAGGUGGCGGUCUAUAUAGUUGCUGUGGUGUUUUUCAUGGUUCCAUUUCCAUUGAUUGUUACCUUCUAUGGCAAAAUUAUCUCAAAUAUCCUGAAAUUGUUCUCAGCCAGAGGGAGGGCCAAAGCCUUCUCCACCUGCUCUUCUCACCUGAUAGUUGUAGUCUUAUUCUAUGGAACAGCUGCUAUCAAUUAUUUACAGCCCAAGUCAAAUCAAUCUGAAGGCCUGGGGAGGCUGCUCUCUCUUUUCUAUGCCAUUUUGACACCUAUGAUGAAUCCCAUUAUAUAUAGCCUGAGGAACAAAGACGUCAUGGAGGCACUAAAGAAAUUACUACCUAAGUUAUUAACAUGA